Molecule: messenger RNA, 3882 nt
Organism: Urocitellus parryii (Arctic ground squirrel)
Lineage: Eukaryota; Metazoa; Chordata; Mammalia; Rodentia; Sciuridae
Source: RefSeq, a predicted model, not a curated record
UCUUGCCUCCAGCAAAUCCAUCCUCCAAUCCUGAUGCCAGAGUGAUCUGAAAUGCAAAUAUGAUCUUGCCACUCCCCUGCUUAAAACCCACCAACUGCAGUGGUUCUGUAACCGCAGGGUAGCCUCUGACAAGGGCUGAAAGCACAAAGCUAUCUGAUCUCUGGAGAAGGACCUUUUCCCUUCCUGCUUGGGUCCCACCUGCACCCUUUGACUUCCGGUUGAAACUGCUGUCUCAUCAGCCACCCUGCCCACACUCUGGACAUCUCUGCUCUCUCUCAUCCCCUCUCUCACCCACAGGCAGGACCCCAUAUCUACUCCUCUCAAUCAACUUAUUUGGCUCCCCAUUGGCCUUAACUCUUUCCACUUUUUUUUUGUUGUUGUUGUUGUUUGGGGUUUUUUCCUUGUCCCAAAGUUCGCUCCCCACCCCCACCCUCCAAAAAAGUCUGUUUCUUUCUGUCUCUUCACUAAGUCCUCCCAAUCAACAGCCCAUAGUGGGGUUUUCUCCUCAGAAGUGCAUAAUCCACAACGUGCUAUUUAAACCAGUUUUAUUUUGCCUUGGGAAGUCCCAUUGCCUUGCCUGAAGACAUUAAAAAUUUCUCCUGUCCCCAGCCUGAAUCUCUCUGUCCCUGAGCCCCAGCCUGCUCUGCGGCAGAGCUGGUGUGUCCAGGACAGAGUGACCCUCAGAGGCCCUUGCCCCACCCUCCCCCACCACCACCCGUCCCCUGGCCCUGCCUUCCCCUCACUUCCCAGUCUCCUCUGCUUCUGGCAGCUUUGGGACCCCCGCCCCUGGCUUCUCCUCCAUGCUGUAUGGAAUGAAGAUUGCAAAUCUGGCCUACGUCACCAAGACUCGGGUCAGGUUCUUCAAACUCGACCGCUGGAUUGACUCGCGGCUCCCAGAAAAGAGGAGAAUGAAGCUGAGCUCAGAUAUCAGCAAGCACCACAAGUCACUGCUAGCCAAGAUCUUUUAUGACAGGGCUGAGUAUCUUCACGGGAAGCAUGGGGUGGACGUGGAAGUCCAGGGGCCCCACGAAGCACGAGAUGGGCAGCUCCUUAUCCGCCUGGAUUUGAACCGCAAGGAGGUGCUGACCCUGAGGCUCCGGAACGGAGGAAACAAACCUGUUACCCUCACUCACCUCUUCCCACUCUGCCGGACACCCCAGUUUACCUUCUACUAUGGUGACCAGGAGCUGCCCUGUCCGCUAGGCCCCGGUGAAUGCUAUGAGCUGCAUGUGCACUGUAAGACCAGCUUUGUGGGCUACUUCCCAGCCACGGUGCUCUGGGAGCUGCUGGGACCUGGGGAGUCGGGGUCAGAAGGAGCUGGCACUUUCUACAUUGCCCGCUUCUUGGCUGCCGUCGCCCACAGCCCUCUGGCUGCACAAUUGAAGCCCACGACUCCCUUCAAGCGCACCCAGAUCACUGGAAACCCUGUGUUGACCAGCCGGAUAGAGGAAGGAGAGAGACCUGACCUCGCUAAAGGCUAUGACUUGAAGCUAAGUAUGGCACUGGGGACCUACUACCCACCCCCACGCCUCAGGCAGCUGCUCCCCAUCCUUCUUCAGGGAACAAGUAUCUUCACUGCCYCAAAGGAGAUUGCUGAGAUCAAGGCCCAGCUGGAGACAGCCCUGAAGUGGAGGAACUAUGAGGUGAAACUCYGACUGCUGCUGCACCUGGAGGAGCUGCAGAUGGAGCACGACAUCCGGCACUAUGACCUGGAAUCGGUGCCCAUGACCUGGGACUCCGUGGACCAGAACCCCAGGCUGCUCACACUGGAGGUUCCCGGUGUGACCGAGAGCCGCCCCUCAGUGCUGCGGGGGGACCACCUGUUUGCCCUUCUGUCCUCUGAGACACAGCAGGAGGACCCCAUCACCUACAAGGGCUUCGUGCACAAGGUGGAACUGGACCRUGUCAAACUGAGCUUUUCCACGAGCCUCCUGAGCCGAUUUGUGGAUGGGCUGACCUUCAAGGUGAACUUCACCUUCAACCGCCAGCCCCUGCGGGUCCAGCAUCGGGCCCUGGAACUGACAGGGCGCUGGCUGCUGUGGCCCAUGCUUUUUCCUGUGGCCUCCCGUGGGGUCCCGCUGCUGCCCUCAGAUGUGAAGCUCAAGCUGUAUGACCGGAGUCUGKAGUCAAACCCAGAGCAGCUGCAGGCCAUGAAGCACAUUGUUAUGGGCACCACACGUCCAGCCCCCUACAUCAUCUUUGGGCCUCCAGGCACUGGCAAGACUGUCACAUUAGUGGAGGCCAUUAAGCAGGUGGUGAAGCACUUGCCCGAAGCUCACAUCCUAGCCUGCGCUCCGUCCAACUCGGGUGCUGACCUUCUCUGUCAGCGGCUCCGGGUCCACCUGCCCAGCUCCAUCUACCGUCUCCUGGCCCCCAGCAGGGACAUCCGCAUGGUACCUGAGGAUAUUAAGCCCUGCUGUAACUGGGAUGCGAAAAAGGGGGAGUAUGUGUUUCCUGCCAAGAAGGAGCUGCAGGAAUACCGCGUCUUAAUUACCACUCUCAUUACGGCCAGCAGGUUGGUGUCGGCCCAGUUUCCCAUCGAUCACUUCACACACAUCUUCAUUGAUGAGGCCGGCCACUGCAUGGAACCUGAGAGUCUGGUGGCCAUAGCAGGACUGAUGGAAGUUAAGGAAACAGGCAAUCCAGGAGGGCAGCUGGUGCUGGCUGGAGACCCGCGACAGCUAGGACCUGUGCUGCGCUCCCCACUGACACAGAAGUAUGGGCUGGGGUACUCACUGCUGGAACGGCUGCUCACCUACAAUGCCCUGUACAAGAAGGGCCCCGAUGGCUAUGACCCUCAGUUCAUAACCAAGCUGCUACGCAACUACAGGUCCCAUCCCACCAUCCUGGACAUUCCCAACCAACUCUACUACGAUGGAGAGCUGCAGGCCUGUGCAGAUGUGGUGGAUCGAGAGCGCUUCUGCCGCUGGGAGGGUCUGCCUCAAAAGGGAUUUCCCAUCAUCUUUCAUGGUGUGAUGGGUAAAGAUGAGCGUGAGGGCAAUAGCCCAUCCUUCUUCAACCCUGAAGAGGCUGCCACGGUGACCUCCUACCUGAAGCUGCUCCUGGCCCCUUCCUCUAAGAAGGGGAAAGCCCGCCUGAGCCCACGAAGCGUUGGAGUCAUCUCGCCAUACCGGAAGCAGGUGGAAAAAAUCCGUUAUUGCAUCACCAAACUUGACAGGGAGCUUUGGAGACUGGAUGACAUAAAGGACUUGAAGGUGGGCUCUGUGGAAGAAUUCCAAGGCCAAGAACGCAGUGUGGUCCUCAUCUCCACCGUGCGAAGCAGCCAGAGCUUUGUGCAGCUGGAUCUGGACUUUAACCUGGGUUUCCUUAAGAACCCCAAGAGGUUCAACGUGGCUGUGACCCGGGCCAAAGCUUUGCUCAUCAUAGUGGGCAACCCCCUUCUCUUGGGCCAUGACCCCGACUGGAAAGCAUUCCUGGAGUUCUGUAAAGAAAACGGAGGGUAUACAGGGUGUCCCUUUCCUGCCAAACUGGACCUACAGAAUGGACAGAACUUACUUCAAGAUCUGAGCAAGCUCAGCCCCUCUACCUCAGGGCCCCAUGGUCACGACUACCUCCCCCAGGAGCGGGAGAGUGAAGGGGGCCUGUCCCUGCAAGUGGAGCCCGAGUGGAGGAAUGAGCUCUGAAGACACAGCUGCCUGCCUUCUCACACCAAGCCAAGCCUUAGCUCGCUGCACCCAGCCCUGAACCAAAACCCAGCUGAGCUGCCCCUCUAAGGGACAGGAAGGCUGGGGGAGGGUGUUUACAACCAAGCCAUUCCACCCCUUCCCCUGCUGGGGAGAAUGACACAUCAAGCUGCUAACAAUGGGGGAAGGGGGAGGAAGAAAAACUCUGAAAACAAAAUCUUGUUCUAUGCAAAAGCCU